This is a messenger RNA of Oppia nitens, 1457 nucleotides long. Its product is annotated as acid phosphatase type 7-like. The record is from RefSeq and is a predicted model, not a curated record. The transcript has 12 exons. Lineage: Eukaryota; Metazoa; Arthropoda; Arachnida; Sarcoptiformes; Oppiidae. Gene Ontology annotation, molecular function: metal ion binding; acid phosphatase activity. The coding region runs from base 18 to 1445 and encodes 475 amino acids.
UAAUAAACUAAUUAAAAAUGGAUCCAAUUUAUUAUGAGGUUAUUAAAAGACCAAAUAUUAAAUAUAAAUUAUAUUUUGUGAUUAUAUCACUUUUAACUGUAAUUUUCGUAACUUGUUUCACAUUGUUUUACUUGUUUACGUUAAACAAAAAUGACACAAUUAUUGACUAUAGACCACAACAAAUACAUUUAGCAAUUGGAGACAAUAUCCGUGAAUUAGUGAUCGCAUGGAGUACCCGAUCAGAUCCCGACGAGUCUAUUGUCAACUUUGGCUACGAUUGUAACGAUACUUAUAUGAUAGCUUCUGGAGAGAGAAAACUGUUAGAUAGUAACGGAGUUCAUCAAUACAUACAUUUUACUACAUUAAAACAUUUAAGGCCACAAUCUAAAUAUUGCUAUAGUGUAGGCUCUCACAAGUCGUGGUCUAAACAAUAUGAGUUUAUAUCGUUUCCUGAAGAUCAAAACUGGUCGCCAACUGUGGCACUGGUAGGAGAUAUGGGUUAUGACAAUGGUAGAUCUAUUAAUAGUCUCAGUGUUAAUACAUUAAAAGGCAAAUACGAUGCCGUCAUUCAUAUCGGUGAUAUCGGAUACAAUUUAUAUGCCUUUAACGGUUUAAUGGGAGACUCCUUUAUGAAUGCCGUCCAACCAUUUGCAGCGAGAGUUCCUUAUAUGGUGAUACCCGGCAAUCACGAGUAUAUAUGUUACGAUAACAGGUGUCCCAGUGACUAUGGGACCAGCUAUGAGACCCGUUUCAAAAUGCCACAAUCCGAUGACAAUAGUCACUACACCUUUACAUUGGGUCCAAUCUUGUUUAUAGGUAUUUCCACUGAAGUCUAUUUUCAAUCAGAAAUGAGUGAUUUAGAGGCCUCGCAGAAACAGUUAAAAUGGCUCACAAAUGUCUUAAAAGAGGCCAACAAACCUGAAAAUAGGGCCCGACAUCCAUGGAUUGUACUCUACGGUCAUCGGCCGCUAUAUUGUUCGGCUGAAUCGGAAUGUAUUGAUGGUAUGACUCCUUUUAUAAAGGACGGCAAUGUUGUCGGCAGUCUCUUUGAUAUCGACGAUCUUCUCUAUGCAUAUGGUGUUGACUUAGCCUUUUGGGGUCAUAUGCACUACUAUGAGCGCAUGUAUCCCACAUAUAAUCAAACGGCUUACGUAAAUUCAAUGUAUUCCAACGCUUUUGUCAAUCCCAGAGCCACUGUCCAUAUUAUAUCGGGAACUGGUGGAAUGCAUUCGGGAACCGAAACCUAUAGUCCGAUACCCGCUCUUUGGACAGCAUUUCGGUCGUCAGCCUAUGGCUACACUCGGUUUACGGUUUACAAUGAAAGUCAUCUUUAUUUGGAACAGAUCGAUGUCGACAAGAAUGAUUUAGUGAUUGACUCCAAUUGGAUCGUACAACAGGAACAUCAAUCAUUUAUCAUAAAAAACAAAAACUUAAAAACAAAUUAAUAAUAAUAAAUA